Messenger RNA from Aspergillus chevalieri, 177 nucleotides. RefSeq lists its product as uncharacterized. The coding region runs from base 1 to 177 and encodes 58 amino acids. The record is from RefSeq and is a predicted model, not a curated record. Lineage: Eukaryota; Fungi; Ascomycota; Eurotiomycetes; Eurotiales; Aspergillaceae. The transcript has 2 exons.
AUGGACUACAGAAGCGGCUACAACAUCGCCCGCACUGGCACCAACAGCCAGGGCAACCCCUGGUGCAACCGCGACUACGGCAAUGGCUCCAACAGCUACCACUACUCCAACUCGUUAGUAUACUAUUUCCUGUUCUCACCUAUUUUUGCCAUCUCCAGAUUGAGGACUAAUGCUUGA